GGAGGAGGAGCAGCAGAUCUAGGAGGGGAGCCUUGAUGCCUGCGAUUGGACAAGUCGACACUCAGGAGAUGGUCAGCGUGUGUGGAGGGGACAAUUCACCAGAGAGGGAGGUGGGGGGGAGAGAGACGUGCCAGCCAGAGCCAAAGCCAGGGGAGGGUAAAGCAAUAAAGCAGAAUGCAAGCAGCUAGCCAGUCAGUGUCAGGGCACAGGCUCACAGGGUGCAUGAAGUGAAAUGACUGUGUCACUUAAGAGGAAGAUUAGUACAAUCAUUGCCACUGUACACGCUCCCAUUUUAGCAGCUAGGAGCAAGGUGUUUGUGUGAAUGUUUUGUGUGUGUGUGUUUGCAGUGUCAAGGAAGGGCUGGGCUUGUUCAGGUCAAGGAAGGCGGUGUCUGUGACAGGUUACUGUAGUCUGGUGCCUGAAUCUGAUUGCUCUCGUUCACUGCUGUGACUCUGCCAAGGAGAUUAAAUUGUGUGUGUGUGUUUAAAAAAAUAAGGAGAUAAGCUGCUCAGGCUUGGUUAACCCGACCUCAGCUGAAACCGUCUCUCUGUGUGGGGGAGAAAGAUGAGCUGUGAGACAGCACUGGCUAAUGAGACUAUGUACCAACCCGGGCAAUCGCUCCAGCCAACCGCUCACAUCCCGGAUUUGGAAACCUACAAGGAAUUGUACAAGAAAUCCAUCGAAAGCCCUGGAGAAUUCUGGGCCGAAUUUGCCAAAGAGUUUUACUGGAAAAGUCCUCCAACUGGAGCAAUUCUGGACUACAACUUCAAUGUGAAGAAAGGGAGCGUUUACGUAAAGUUCAUGGAAGGAGCAACGACGAACAUCUGCUACAACCUCCUGGACCGAAACAUACAGCAACAUGACCAGGGAGACAAAGUGGCUUAUUACUGGGAAGGGAAUGACCCCAACGAUUGCUCCACCAUCACGUACUCUCAGCUUCUGAAGCAAGUCUGCAAAUUUGCUAAUGUGUUACGCUCUCUGGGGGUGCAGAAAGGAGACAGAGUUGCCAUCUAUUUACCUAUGAUCCCGGAGCUGGUCUAUGCAAUGCUGGCAUGUGCAAGAAUAGGAGCAGUACAUUCAAUAGUGUUUGCAGGUUUCUCAUCAGAAUCUCUGUGUGAGAGAAUAUUAGACUCCCACUGUUCAUUCCUGGUUACUGCAGAUGGUUUUUACAGAGGAGAGAAGAUUAUAAAUGUGAAGCAGAUUGCAACCGAAGCUUUGGAAAAGUGCCAAGACAAAGAAAACUUCGCUGUGAAAAAGUGUGUUGUGGUGCAACAUUUUGGCAACAGGACAAGGGACAAUGGCGUUAGACUUGACAGUGAUAACCUGCAGUUACCCUGGAAGCCAGAGACGGACAUGUGGUGGCAUACUGUAAUGCAGGGAGCUGACGAGGAGUGUGAGCCAGAAUGGGUGGAUUCUGAACAUCCGCUCUUCAUCCUCUACACAAGUGGGUCCACUGGGAAACCCAAGGGUGUCCUGCACACUGUGGGCGGUUACAUGAUUUACACGGCUAUCACGUUCAGGUAUGUUUUUGAUUACCACCCUGCCGAUGUGUACUGGUGCACGGCUGACAUUGGCUGGAUUACCGGACACUCCUAUAUCACCUACGGGCCGCUGGCAAAUGGAGCCACGAGCAUUCUGUUUGAAGGUGUUCCGCUGUAUCCUCACGUGGCCAGGCUGUGGGAAAUUAUUGAGAAGUACAAAGUGACAACAUUUUACACAGCGCCUACGGCAAUCAGAAUGUUGAUGAAGUUUGGCGAGGAACCUGUGAAGAAGUACAAUCUUGAGUCUUUGAAAAUCCUGGGGAGUGUUGGAGAGCCCAUAAACCCCGAGGCUUGGCUGUGGUUUUACAACGUCAUUGGAAGCGGCCGGUGCCCCAUCAUGGAUACCUUUUGGCAGACGGAGACGGGUGGCCAUGUGAUGACUCCUUUGCCGGCAGCUACGCCUUUGAAGCCAGGAUCCGCUACGUUCCCGUUCUUCGGUAUUCUUCCUGCUAUCGUGAACGAGCAUGGUGAGGAGCUGGAAGGGGAAGCUGAGGGAUAUCUGGUGUUCCAGCAGCCGUGGCCAUCCAUAAUGCGCACCGUGUACGGGGACAGCGAGCGUUACGAGUCCGUCUACUUCAAGAAGUUCCCGGGCCUUUACGUGACCGGAGAUGGGUGCCGGAGAGACAGAGAUGGCUAUUACUGGAUCACUGGGCGGAUCGAUGACAUGAUGAAUGUCUCAGGUCACCUGCUGAGCACGGCUGAGGUGGAGUCAGCCCUGGCGGGGCACGAAGCAGUUGCAGAGGUGGCGGUGGUCAGCUGCUCCCACCCUGUGAAGGGAGAAGGCAUCUACUGCUUUGUGACCCUGAAGGAUGGGAGAGACUUGACGCAAUCCGUGACAGAAGAGCUGAAAAGACACGUACGGCAGAAGAUUGGACCCAUCGCUACCCCGGACUUCAUACAAAAUGCCCCGGGUCUCCCAAAGACACGAUCAGGUAAAAUCAUGAGGCGGAUCCUGCGGCGCAUCGCUUGCAACGAGAAGGAUUUGGGGGACGUCUCGACCCUGGUGGACCCGGGGGUGGUGGAGAUUCUGUACAGCCAGCGGUGCCAAGUGGCGGCCUGAGACGGUGGAGACCGUACAGCCAAUGCACUCCUCGCGACCAGGAGGCAGCGACCUACCUCAAGGCACCUGCGGACGGACCCUUUGCGCCAGGUUUCCCUCCCUUUCCUUCUCUCUCCUCCUCCCCCCAACUCAGCACACAUGCAGCGCACCUGGUUACACUGUCUCCUCAUUGCCAACAACAAAACGACAGGCAGCGGGACCUGGAACGAAAUGCACAAAAUUCAGGCACAGCUUCCGGCCUUCGCUCUGGUAUCGGAUCGAUACAGGAGGCCAGGGAAUUUUAUUACUGGCUGGCACUGCCAGUAACACUUGGGGGUGGGUGGGGGGGGGUGGUCUUAAAUCACACCAAUCUGUAAACCCACCUGGGUCUCGACUCUGUAUUUGCUUAGCGUUUUCAGAGGCUGCAAGAAAUUCUGACAAAUUCUUAAAUUCAGUCUUAACCUUGAGCCGGUUUCCUGGAGGACGGCUUCAAAAUUAGUCUAAAUUUGCUAGAAUGCCAGAUGGCUGCCUGGCUCAGUGGUUAUCGCUCUCGCCUCUAAGUCAGAAGGUUAUGGGUU
This is a messenger RNA of Callorhinchus milii (elephant shark), 3158 nucleotides long. RefSeq names its product acyl-CoA synthetase short chain family member 2 like (gene acss2l). Lineage: Eukaryota; Metazoa; Chordata; Chondrichthyes; Chimaeriformes; Callorhinchidae. The transcript is spliced from 18 exons. Bases 565 to 2601 code for a protein of 678 amino acids. The record is from RefSeq and is a predicted model, not a curated record. Gene Ontology annotation, molecular function: AMP binding; acetyl-CoA synthetase activity.